AGAGAAACGAUGCAGUAUUUACACGUGUGUCUGAUUUAUUUCAUUUAUCAUCCAUUUACCUAGAAACGUCUCAAGCAAGGAUAGCGUUCAGCGAGGCUUUUAGGACCUUAGGUAGGAAGUGAUGCUUAAGCAAGAGGAGAAAACCACGGACAAAGUCUUCCCCACAUCCUCCUCACCAGGGCGUCCAUACCCGCCCAGGCAGGGCCAGACCCGAUGCUCUAGUCCCAGGGUCCAGGUCCUCCAACCUCUCCCAGACCCUCUGUGAAGGGGUGGGGAAAACGUAGCCAUAGGUCCCUGAAGCCACCAUCGGCUCUCUUAUUAGCCAAAACCGAGAAAGACUCGUCUUCUAUUGGCUAGAAGGCAAACCCUGAGAAAUUCCAUUGGAUGUAUCAUCUGUCCGUUAGGAAGGCGGGCUGAGGCCUCGAGGGGGAAAGGGGUGUAAGGGGGCUCGCGGUUGCCGUGGUUACGCCGAGGCACGUGCGCAGUCCCGGAAGCGGCGCGGGGAAGCUGCUGGGCGCGCGCCGCGGGAGGAAGCGACUCCUGGUCGGCGCGGAUCCGGUCCGCCAGUGCCAUGGAGUCGCUGAUCGAGCUCGCGCCCCGCUGCCUUCUGCUUCUCCCCUUGCUGCUGCUGCUGCUGUCAGCCCCGGAGCUGGGGCCGAGCCAGGCCUGGGCAGAAGAGACCGACUGGGUCCGGCUGCCCAGCAAAUGCGAAGUGUGCAAAUACGUCGCCGUGGAGCUGAAGUCAGCCUUUGAGGAAACAGGCAAGACGAAGGAGGUGAUUGGCACGGGCUAUGGCAUCCUGGACCGCAAAGCCGCGGGCGUCAGAUACACCAAGUCGGACUUGCGGUUAAUCGAGGUCACUGAGACCAUCUGCAAGCGGCUCCUGGACUACAGCCUGCAUAAGGAAAGGGCCGGCAGCAACCGCUUUGCCAAGGGCAUGUCGGAGACCUUCGAGACGCUGCACAGCCUGGUGCACAAGGGUGUGAAGGUGGUGAUGGACAUCCCCUAUGAGCUGUGGAAUGAGACCUCCGCCGAGGUGGCUGACCUCAAGAAGCAGUGUGACGUGUUGGUGGAGGAGUUUGAGGAGGUGAUCGAGGACUGGUACCGGAACCACCAGGAAGAGGACCUCACAGAGUUCCUGUGCACCAACCAUGUGCUGAAGGGCAAGGACACCAGCUGCCUGGCAGAGCAAUGGUCCGGCAAGAAGGGUGACACAGCCACCCUGGGGGAGAAGAAGGCCAAGAAGAAGGGCAGCCAGGCCAAGGCAACUAGUGGCGGCAGCAAGCAGAGGAAGGAGCUUGGGCUCCAGGGAGACCCCAGUGCCAAGGACGAGGAGGAGGAGGGCAUCCAGAAGGCGUCACCUCUCCCACACAGCCCCCCUGAUGAGCUCUGAUUGACUUCGAUGCUGAACACUCUCAACAUUGCAGCUCAGGACAAGGAUGGGCACACAGCAGCCACGGUUUCCCUCCUGGCCCGAGCUUCAAGUGGCCACAGGGUCAGGACUUGUGGGACCCAGUGUGACUCAGGAGGGACAGGAUCAGAUACUGGAACCACACAAGAUAUCUGCAGAGCUCAAGGGCAGUGCCCAGUCUCCAUCUCCCUCUCCUGUACCCUGAGAAGCAAGACUGUACCCCCAGCCCCAUGCCCACCCCUUCUGGGGGCUCUGGGAGUAAAGACCUAUUGGCCUUUUG
Molecule: messenger RNA, 1691 nt
Organism: Octodon degus (degu)
Lineage: Eukaryota; Metazoa; Chordata; Mammalia; Rodentia; Octodontidae
Gene: Cnpy3
Product: canopy FGF signaling regulator 3
Exons: 6
Coding region: 572-1393 (273 amino acids)
Cellular component (GO): endomembrane system
Molecular function (GO): signaling receptor binding
Source: RefSeq, a predicted model, not a curated record